CAACGAGAAAAGCGGACAUCGUCGCCUUAAAACCCAAACUAUCCACCGACGCCGCCGCUUCUCCUCCUCCUCCUCCCAAAUUCUCUCCUUCGGUAGGAAUUCAAUCUCCAUUUUACCGCAAACCCUCGAUUUCUUGCUCUCUGUCUUCUCUUGUUCUCUGGAUUUUUUGGGGGUUUGAGGUGGAGCGGAGGACGAGAGAUGAAUUUUAAGAACGCUAAGGUUCCGAAGGUCCCGGGGGCCGGCUCGGCGGCGAGGCUCAUCAAGGUGACGCUUCUCGGCGGCGCUGGCGUCUACGCGGCCCUUAACAGCCUCUACAACGUCGACGGUGGCCACCGCGCCAUCGUCUUCAACCGCAUCUAUGGCAUCAAGGAAAAGGUUUACCCGGAAGGGACUCAUUUGAUUAUCCCAUGGUUUGAGAGACCUAUCAUAUAUGAUGUUCGUGCCCGUCCCCAUCUUGUGGAGAGCACUUCUGGUAGUCGCGAUCUGCAAAUGGUAAAAAUCGGUCUUCGGGUUCUUACUCGACCCUUGCCCGAUCAUUUGCCUACAAUAUACCGUACUCUUGGAGAGAAUUACAAUGAAAGGGUUCUGCCAUCAAUAAUCCAUGAAACGUUGAAGGCUGUUGUAGCAAAAUACAAUGCCAGCCAGCUGAUCACACAAAGAGAGGCUGUAAGUAGGGAAAUACGGAAGAUAUUGACUGAGAGGGCUGCAAACUUCAAUAUUGCAUUGGAUGAUGUGUCUAUUACGGCAUUGAGCUUUGGAAAAGAGUUUACGCAUGCAAUAGAAGCUAAACAGGUGGCAGCACAAGAAGCUGAGCGGGCCAAGUUCAUUGUAGAGAAGGCUGAGCAAGACAAGAGAAGUGCCAUUAUUAGAGCACAGGGUGAGGCCAAGAGUGCUGAGCUUAUAGGUCAGGCAAUUGCAAGCAAUCCAGCAUUUUUGGCUUUAAGACAGAUUGAAGCUGCAAGGGAAGUGGCACAUACAAUUGCAAAUUCUGCUAACCGGGUGUUCUUGAAUUCAGAUGAGCUGUUGUUGAACCUUCAGGACUUGAAUGUGGAAAGCACGACCAGAUUGAGGAAAUGAACAAGGGAUCCAUUUUUGCCUUUCAUACAAGUCAAAAGUUAAAUUAGAAUGUUUCGAAAGGAGUGAUGAUGAUGUUUUGGAAAAUCUGAUCUACAGAAUAAAAAAUUGAACUUGCUUGACGGAAAAUUUGCUGAAAAUUUUCUGAACCACCAUUUGUUGGAGAUGCUGAAGCUUUUUCUGUUAAUUCACUUGUCCUGCAAGUAAUGACUUUUCAUUUUCUAACAUUUCCAAAUCUAUUUUGUUGAUUGAUACUGAUGGUGGCAUGUAUGAAGAACUUGUUUGUCCUCAUCCAGAAAAUUGGUGGGAAAAA
Elaeis guineensis (African oil palm) is the source of this 1387-nucleotide messenger RNA. RefSeq names its product prohibitin-1, mitochondrial. Gene Ontology annotation, biological process: mitochondrion organization. Gene Ontology annotation, cellular component: mitochondrion; membrane. NCBI's taxonomy places the organism in Eukaryota, Viridiplantae, Streptophyta, Magnoliopsida, Arecales, Arecaceae. The record is from RefSeq and is a predicted model, not a curated record.